AUGAAGCAACUCACUCUACAACCAAUUCGCGGCGUUCAGGGCGAGAUACGAUUGCCCGGCUCAAAGAGCAUGUCCAACCGGGUCCUUCUGCUGGCGGCUCUGGCGGAAGGCACAACACAGGUUCGCAAUCUGCUGGAAAGCGACGAUACCAGCCACAUGCUGAACGCCCUUAGCAUACUCGGAGCAGGCAUCAAGUACUCUGAUGAUGGCGCAUACUGCGAGGUAAAGGGACUGGGCGGGGCGUUUCCUGAGAGCGAGGCAACGCUGUUUCUGGGUAACUCCGGCACUACGAUGCGCUCCCUGUGCGCCGCAAUUUGUGCAGGAAAGGGACGUUACACCCUGACCGGCGAGCCUCGCAUGCUGGAGCGCCCCAUAGGCGACCUCGUUGAUGCACUGCGGCAGGUCGGCGCGCAGAUUGAGUACACGGGAGCUGAAGGGUGCCCGCCUCUAGACAUCACUGCAUGCGGACUCGCAGGCGGCACAGUCAGCAUCCGUGGCAACAUAUCCAGUCAGUACCUCACUGGCAUGCUUAUGGCGGCGCCGAUGUCCCUCGCGCCUCUGACUAUUGAGGUCGAAGGGGAGCUGGUGUCCAAGCCAUACAUCGACAUGACCAUUGACGUGAUGUGUCGCUUCGGAAUUGAAGUGGAGCGCAGCGGCUAUGAGUGGUUCCGACUCCCCGGCAAUCAAGCCUUCAGAUCGCCCGGCAGCAUUCUUGUUGAGGGCGAUGCAUCAUCAGCCUCCUACUUCCUUUCGGCGGGAGCGAUCGGCGGCGGCACCGUUCGCGUCAAUGGCGUAGGCGACGACAGCAUUCAGGGGGACGUCGCGCACGCGAAAGUGCUUGAGCAGAUGGGCGCCAAUGUGUCGAGCGGACCGGACUGGAUUGAGAUUUCGCGCGGCGAACUGACCGGGAUUGACGCUGACCUAAACCACAUCCCGGAUGCCGCAAUGACUGUCGCGGUAACGGCUCUUUUCGCCAAGGGCAAGACGACCAUCCGCAAUGUGCAUAACUGGCGUGUCAAGGAGACCGACCGUCUUUCAGCUAUGGCAACGGAGCUGCGGAAAGUGGGGGCGAGUGUUGUUGAGGGUGAGGACUACAUCGAGAUUACACCGCCGCAGAAAAUCCAACCCGCUGUCAUAGACACCUACAACGACCAUCGCAUGGCUAUGUGCUUCUCGCUGGCGGCUCUUGGUGAUGCCAGCAUCACUAUCAACGAUCCCUGA
Molecule: messenger RNA, 1221 nt
Organism: Geodia barretti
Lineage: Eukaryota; Metazoa; Porifera; Demospongiae; Tetractinellida; Geodiidae
Source: the annotation of a GenBank genome assembly